GCUAGCAAACCCCUGCUAUGGGUGACGCUCGUUGAUUAGAAUCGGAAGAGGGCUAUUGAUACAUAUAUAUAGAUCGAGUUAAGCUGCGGUGGGAUUGGUGAGUGAGAGUCAUGCAGUCGACGUUGGUUGGAACGACCGAAGGAGCGGUCCAGCCACAGACGGCGGAGAAAAGGAGGCGGAUGAGGGUGGUGGUGGCAGUGGAUGAGAGCGAGGUGAGCUCCUACGCGCUGAGCUGGGCGAUGGACCAUCUGCUACGGCCAUCAGUGCCGGCGGAGCUGAACCAGGAGCCGGUGUUGGUCACGCUAGUUCACGUUGUGCGUCCCUUCCACCAGUAUAUCAAUCCUGCCGGGCCAGCAAUUCAUUCAUCAACUGCAGUAUUGGAAUCUGUGAGGAAAGCUCAAGAAGAACAUGCAACUGAAGUGCUCUCUCGAGCCCUGCAAAUUUGCAGAGGAAAAAUGGCACAGCCCAUGGUGAAGACAGAAACUCUGAUAUUGGAGGGAGAGGCAAGGGACAAGAUAUGCCAAGUUACAGAGGAGAUGCACGUGGAUCUCUUGGUGGUGGGUAGCAGAGGCCUUGGCAUGAUCAAAAGGACAUUUUUAGGAAGCGUAAGCCAUUACUGUGCUUAUCAUGCUAGUUGUCCGGUUCUCAUUGUGAGGCCGCCAAAGGAAUCAAGCCAGUAGUAUGGAGCGUGGCGAGUAAACUAGUCAUCUGUGGAAUCCAAUAAAGGAAAUACGAGAAACCAAGGUUAGAGAACUCUGGAGUGGGUUCAAGAUAGUUUUGUCAAAAGCAAGUGCCUGUGAGUACUGAUAUGUAUAUAGUGAUGUUUUGUACACAUGAGUUGUAAUUACAGUUAUGAGAAGAUAUUUAUGUGAUGAUUGAUGGUAUUAGAACUCUGAUAUUGUAUCUGAGAUUUUAUGUAUAUGUUUUCACUGUUUGGAUUAUAUGAAUUAUGGACAAGUAUACCCGUCAUCUCACUUCGGGUUCGGGUCAGUAUA
Malania oleifera is the source of this 995-nucleotide messenger RNA. RefSeq lists its product as uncharacterized. Bases 111 to 680 code for a protein of 189 amino acids. The record is from RefSeq and is a predicted model, not a curated record. Lineage: Eukaryota; Viridiplantae; Streptophyta; Magnoliopsida; Santalales; Ximeniaceae. The transcript is spliced from 5 exons.